Molecule: messenger RNA, 2659 nt
Organism: Cyprinus carpio (common carp)
Lineage: Eukaryota; Metazoa; Chordata; Actinopteri; Cypriniformes; Cyprinidae
Molecular function (GO): guanyl-nucleotide exchange factor activity; protein binding
Source: RefSeq, a predicted model, not a curated record
UCUUCCUGUACAGCACAUUUAUAAUAUUUAAGCCCAUUGUCUGCUGGUUUUCAGAAAUCCAUUAAUCGGUUCCAUAGAGUUAUUAACCUACACACAGCCUGAUGCUGCUGAGAGAUAUUGAUGUCACUGCUCGAAUAAUUGUCAUCUCCCAUGAUAAAAGAUCCUGGCGGUAUGAUAGAGAGGAUUAACUGGUUUUAUCUGGGAUUAAAGACGAACCCCGUCUAGGUUUCCUAAUGGGUGAGGGUUAUAUUCAAAGCUUAAGACCUUCUAAAAGCUCUCCAUCCGUCGCUUCAGUCACGAGAGAAGCUCGCUCACAAGUUUGUACACAAGUACGUUCCUCGAGCGCAGCAUGACUGACAUGUUAAUACUCGUUCUGAGGGAGCAUGCACUGAUAUUUGUAUCCUAAUAAGAAGAACAUCCAGAUGAAGAUUGUAGAAUUGGAGAUUACGUCUGUGGCGGACAAAAUGGAGCAAGUGUCAGUCGAGCAGGAGGAGUUGUUUUCUCUGGUCAGUAAAGCUCAGAGUGGAAGAAUAGAUGACCAGCGCUGUGUCUUGGGUCCAACAACACGCCAACAAGAUCAUACCUGCAGCCCAGAUCCAGAUGAUUUUUUCCAGUUCCUGGUCAAGAGUCAAAGUCAGCGAUUAGACGACCAGCGGGUGACACUGAACUCAUUGCCAGGGAUGGAGGCGUUCACCAUCAAAGAUCCAAAAGAUGGACAUGUACUGAAGACUAACUUUGAUCAGAUUUGCAGCAUGGUCAGCAAAGCUCAUAGUCUCAAGAAACGCAACCCUCCAAAAAUGAGCCUGAACCCCGAGGCCCAGGGCUCUAUGAGAAGAUCAAGUUACAAUCCUCAAACUACUGCUGAUACAGACACUUACAACACUCUCACAACCAGAUCAGCCUCAUACAACCCUAUAUCAGACAAGGACAGAAUGGACUAUGAAAGUUGUCAACGUGAGCAGGACCAGCUGUUUUGUCUAGUUAGUCAAGCACAAAGUGGACGUAUGGAUGAACAACGCUGUUCAAUUAACCCUUUAUCACCUGGACAUAUGGAUAACAGCCAGUCAGAUCAAGAUGUCGAGAAGUUUUUUAAACUCAUUGCUAGCACCCAAAGUCGGCGGUUCGAUGACCAGCGGGCGACGCUAAACAAGCUGCCAGAGAUCACAUCGCCUCAUGGUAUGACUGCUCAGGAUUCAGAUCAGCUCUUCAGCAUGGUCUCCAGAAUUCAGGGCUCUCGGAUAGAUGAUCAGCGCUGCUCUGCUCCCAAAAUCCAGCUGGGGUCUCCUGCCCCCCCAAAGAAGUCUCAUUCUCAACCCGUAUCCCUGUCUGGAUCAGGCUCACCCACUAAAUCAGCCCAGAGAUCGGAAUCAUUCAGCCCCGCCUCUGAGGUACAAAAUUGCAUUGAUCAGGACCAGCUUUUUUCCCUGGUGCAUCAUGCACAGCAUCGGCGAAUGGAUGACCAGCGGUGCUCAUUUGAUCCCUUUAAAAAGACUUCCUCCUCUCCAUACGCUAGUCAAACAGCCGAAGAUCCUGAGCAGUUUUUCCAACUGGUGGCCAACUUUCAGAGCGGACGACUGGAUGACCAGCGCGUGACACUCAGCGCAUUGCCAGGCAUCCAGAACUCCAGCACUGGAACGAAGAGAGAGAACAAUAAAACAUUAGCCCCUAAAAUCACCCUGACCCCCGCGUCACCUGCUGCGCCAAAAAAAGUUUGUUCCAGUCCUUCCUCUCCCACUCUGAGCGUCAGUGAACCAGACACUCCUGUCAGGCCUCCCCUCAGAUCCGCCUCAUUUUCCCCCGAGAGAUUACUGCAUGAUGAUCUGUCUGCGCAGAUAUCGUUUCAGAUUUCCAUGUGCUUCCCUCCACAUCAGACGCAUGGACCAAAUAACCAGCCAUGUCCAUUCCCUGAAAUCUUCCUCACAAUCGGACAAUCGGGGGAGGCUAUAGUAAUUCCUCUCAGCCCUAGGGCUGGCAGACCGCUUUCUCUCAAUGUGAACCCACCCGGACAGCAUCGCUCCAGAUCUGCGUCUCCUCACAGGUCUCCUGCCAGUCAGGGACACUCGAGACCCUCUUCUCCACACCCAGGAAACAUGGUUAGUCCAAUGGCCCCAUAUGAGGACUACAUCUCUCUGAACCAAAGAGUCUACACCACUCAGCUGCAACAGAAUAAUGUACGGGACAGAGCAGAGCUGAACAAGGAGGCUAAGAAAGGAAAAGGCAAGAGUAGUGGAAAGAAAGAGAAAAAAGAGGGAAGCAAAGGAAAGAGAAAAUAGGAUGCUAUGCAUGUUCAUAUAUUCUGGUUUCACAUCACCUGGAUGAACGUCAGUAUUACAAAUAAGCUAAACUUGUUGGUUUUUAGAAAAAGUUUAUUUGCAUUUGAUGAUUUAAUUGAAAAAAAAUGAAAGUUUUAAUUACCAUGUUAAAAUAAGCUAUGUUCACACUGGAAUCUAACAUACCGUUUAGAAAUGUAUUCUGUAUGGUUUUAUUUCAUGGCUCAGGGUUUGAGUAAAAUGUCUGACUGAACUUCAUUUUAUUUGCGUGUCUGUAUUAAGUGAAGGUGUAAAUGUAGUUUUUUAUCUGCUGUGAUGGAUGAUCAAAUAGGCUUGUGCUGUUUCUGUCGUGUUUGAUAAUUUCUUGUGAAUUUAAUAAAUAAAUAUGU